AUGUCAGUAUGUGUCGAAGUAUACGCGGACGGUGAACUGGAAGUAAAGCGAGGGAUUUAUCCUUUCAUGGCUUUCUUAUAUUACCCUGAUGAGUCAGUGACAGACGGUAGUGGCGCCAGAUUUCUUCGUGGCGCAGUGCUCAUCCGACCCGAGUGGCUGGUCAGCUCCGCUGUCGGCUCCAGUAUCCUAACAGAAGAAGGUUUUCCAAAAAAAACACUCCUAGCGAGACUCGGCGCAAUUACUAUUGAUACAAAUUUUACGCUUAACGAGGAUGAGGAUGAACAAGAACGAGAGGUGAUACAAAUAGUUCGUCCAUACAACCACAGUGCGACGCAGUGGUGGCGCACAGAUAUCUCGUUGAUGAAGGUGCUACUGCCAUUUAAUAUGACUUCAGCUGUGGGCAUCGCUAACCCCAGCCUUAAACGAGAGAUCACCGAGAAGACUUGCACCAUACUCGUUUUUGCCAAAAAAGAUGGCAACUUGAGUGAAGAAAGAAACUUAAUGCAGUUAACUGUAGAACUGCUACCACCUUCAAUCCAGGACUGUGGUUCUCACUUUGUCAGUAACACAAUGACCUGUGCUUCUCACUCAGAUGAUAACAAGAACGCAUUGUAUGAUCCCAAUUUUUGCCAAGGAAACAGUGGUGGACCACUUAUUUGUGAGCAAGAAGUAGUGGGAAUUCAAACGUACAUUGAUAAUGAUUGCAAGCAGCCACAUCUAUACCAGCUGUUGUCUGCGUGGGAAAACUUUAUCUCAUGCGGCACAGAAGACAAGUGCCACACUGAGCAGUGCACGAAUAUUUGUGACGUAACCGACAAAGAUCCGCCUCCACAAGACGCUAUUGUUCCAGAAACUACUACUGCUACACCCAGCGUAAGUUUGAUAGAGACUACGAUAGCUCCUGUUCCCGUCGUUACUUCGUCCGUUCCAGAGACCACAAUAGACAGCGAAAGUGAAGCUUCAAGUACGAUAAUACCGUCUGCAGCACUAUCAGAAGAAAUAAUAACAACAGGACAUUCAUCGUCAGUGCAAGAGCCCUCCCCCACUCAUUCAGUAUCUGAAACAGAGAGCACUGAAACGAAGGCCUGGCCAAAGGCACAUACAGAUGAGCGUAAGAAACUUGAAGAAGGAAAUUUAGAAAACACGGAUAGGAAGCCAAGUGUAGAAGCUCAACAACACGAUGGAAACGUCAGAGUGCGCAGUGCCGGCCAAAGCAGUGCGCCUAAUAUUGGUCAGGCGGGAGGGAGUGUCAGACUCUUACUGACUAAAAACCCCCCUGUUCCUACUUCUGCUCUAGGCCGAGGUCGCGGUGCCUCAUUGCGCUUACCCCGCAACCCCGGCUGGACAUCAGCCCUAUAG
Messenger RNA from Spodoptera exigua (beet armyworm), 1359 nucleotides. The record is from the annotation of a GenBank genome assembly. Lineage: Eukaryota; Metazoa; Arthropoda; Insecta; Lepidoptera; Noctuidae.